Molecule: messenger RNA, 687 nt
Organism: Acanthosepion pharaonis
Lineage: Eukaryota; Metazoa; Mollusca; Cephalopoda; Sepiida; Sepiidae
Source: the annotation of a GenBank genome assembly
AUGGUGCUUGGCUUCCUUUACUGCUGCUCCACUUACCUUUGUAUCGCCAUCGUUUUCUUUUCCUGUUAUUUCUUUCUAUGUAACCGUGUGACCAUCGUUUCUAUCUAUCUAUCUAUCUAUCUAUCUAUCUAUCUAUGUUCAUAUCUGUCUAUUUCAUUUAUUCAUAUCGAUAUAUCUAUCUAUAGUAGCCUUUUCCAAUCACAUUUUGUUCCCAUGUAUCUAAACAUGUUAGUUCCUUUUUUCUUUUUCCUAUCUAUCUAUCUAUCUAUCUAUCUAUCUAUCUAUCUAUCUAUCUAUCUAUCUAUCUAUUUAAUCCGUUUAUAUCGAAGGCAUCACUCUCCCCACCAGAAACUGCGAUAUUUGCUUCCAUCGCUAGCUUUUCUUGACACAUGUCAAUCGAUAGGCAGGCGCUUACCAUUCCGUGUGUUUCUAUCUAUCUAUCUAUCUACUAGUGUGUUUCUAUCUAUCUAUCUAUCUAUCUAUCUAUCUAUCUAUCUAUCUAUCUAUCUCACUCUGUUCAUAUCUAUCUAUCUAUCUAUCUAUCUAUCUAUCUAUCUAUCUAUCUACCAGUGUGUUUCUAUCUAUCUAUCUAUCUAUCUAUCUAUCUAUCUAUCUAUCUAUCUCACUCUGUUCAUAUCUAUCUAUCUAUCUAUCUAUCUAUCUAUAUUUUUAUAUUACAAACUAUAG